AUGGGGAAAGGGCCGUUGGAGAGAGAGCUCCAGUUUGAGAAAAAGAACGAGAACUUGGUCAAGUUACCUAAAUACGCGAAAGUGGAAAAGCGCCCUAUACCCCACGCUCCAGUCGCCUCGCCCUAUGCAAAUGCCUCUCUGCCCAAAAUUAUCUACGUAUCAAGUGGCACACCUUUCAUGAGCGCCGUGAAGCGUGUCCAGAAGCUUCUUCGUCAUGCCGAGAAGCGCGCAACGGCCAAUAUCAAUCUCGAGGAUACGCGCAAAACAGAGCAACAGAAGCUUGCAGAACUAGCUAAAGCUGCCGAGAACCGAGAAGAGAUUUUUAUCAAAGCUACUGGGCGAGCGAUUGAAAAGGCGCUCAAAGUGGGCAAGUGGUUCGAGGAGAAGCAAACGGAAUAUGCUGUCCGGGUGAAGACUGGGAGCGUGCUGGUGGUCGAUGACAUCGUUGAAGACGAGGGGAAGAAGGAACGAGACGCAGAGAAGAAACAGCGCCAAGAAAAGAAAAAUCAAAAUGCCGGAGAGGAUGCGAACCCUGAGAAGCAGGAUAAAGAAACGAAGGCCCAGGCCAAGAAGAGAAAGCGCGAGGAGCCCAUCGAGGCCGAUGAUGUCGAUGAUGCCGAACUUCCCGAGACACGGACACGGUGGAUUAAAAUGGUUGAAGUGACUGUUAGCCUCAAGUGA
Penicillium malachiteum is the source of this 681-nucleotide messenger RNA. Its product is annotated as ribonuclease P subunit p20 family protein. Gene Ontology annotation, cellular component: nucleolar ribonuclease P complex; ribonuclease MRP complex. The transcript is spliced from 2 exons. Gene Ontology annotation, molecular function: RNA binding. Bases 1 to 681 code for a protein of 226 amino acids. Lineage: Eukaryota; Fungi; Ascomycota; Eurotiomycetes; Eurotiales; Aspergillaceae. The record is from RefSeq and is a predicted model, not a curated record. Gene Ontology annotation, biological process: intronic box C/D snoRNA processing; nuclear-transcribed mRNA catabolic process, RNase MRP-dependent; rRNA processing.